CUUUCUUUAGGAGGUCAAAUUACGCCAGAUGGGUCCAUUCACAGAAAAAAUGAGUCCACCGGUGUCAGGAAAUGUGUAUUCGUCAAACUUCAUUCUGUCUCGUAGUUAAUGAAUGAAUUAUAGGUAAAUGAUUCAACGUAAAUUAACACUGACGUCAGGAGACAAAAGUGAAUCACAGCGAGCAGGUGUGUUCUACUGACAGUUGCUUUGCAAAGCCUAAACAAAUUUGUUUUUGGAACUUGAAAAUAAACUGUGCAAUUUAAGCUUUUUACGGACGCGACGCAACACUUAGGUUGCUAAUAAUGCAUAGAGGUAAACUGGUUAGAAAAAAGUUUAGAGCUUGCCAAAGUUUACAAUGUGCUCCAAUCCGGCUGAACGUUUCAAUUUAGUAACCGUAUAUCCAACGAAUGCAUCGCAUAAGCCUGUAUGGGGCUACGCUAGUUAGUGAGGCAGAGCGAUAACCAUUUAUUCUGAGUUCAAACAAGGAAAAGCAGACUCGAAAUUUGACCUAGUCGGCUUUAUGCCACUUUUACUAGCUCGUAGAAUCUGGAUCUUGAGCCCAGUCUCAGAAGCUUCACUUCUGCGUGGACCGCCGGACAAUGCGGUUAUACUUUUCCACUUCCCACCGGGUAAUGCGGCAGCAUUACGCCUAUGGACUCUAAUCGCCAUACCCUUAUCGUUUAUUACCCACAGAAAAUAUGAUCACCGUACUCCCCGACGUUAUAUGUAGCCUAUGGCCGUAUAUUACCCUGCCGAUUCGUGUACGACCGUAUGCGGCGCAUGUGGGCAAUGAUCUUUAUGGCCUAUACUGGCAGCCCAACAUAUCGCGUGAAGCACCGUGCUUCUCACACGCGACUGAUUUGGUGAAUGAAUGCGGCGGUGAUGAUGGCGGAGAAGGAGGAGACGUACAAUUCUUCUUCCGCAUUUUCCUGGAGUCCGACCCUGUCCUGAUUACACCGUGUGCUCUCUUCGCACGUUUCUGUGCACCCCCUCCCGUGGUAGAACGAAAAAAUAAAGUCAAUUAUACAACAGCCCUCUCUAUCCCCCGCCUCCCACUCUUUCUCCGACCACAACAUCCUAUAUCAGCUCCUCCACAUGCAUUGCGGUCCCGGGCGCCGGCGAACCGGUUCCAGCCAUGUCGGCGGGGGAUGCAGCGCCCGGCGGCGGUGACGGAGCGGAAGGAGAUCGGACAGGGGAGGUGCUGGGUGAAGACAGCUCCAGCCUCUCUGUCUCUCUCUCUGGCCUGAUGAGCCCCUCCCCCAGAGGCCCCCCCGCGCCCGCCAAUGAGCAGCACAGGAAGCGCAAGGGCAGCACGGACAACCAGGAAGCUGUGGAUGAUGUAAACAUGGAUGAUGAGCAGGACAGAUCUGAUGGAGAUGAACAGCUAGCUAAAAUGAAAUGUUUCAGAGAGCCCCACAGCCAAAUUGAGAAGCGCAGGCGGGACAAGAUGAAUAACCUGAUCGAUGAGCUGUCGGCCAUGAUCCCCACCUGCCACUCGAUGUCCCGCAAGCUGGACAAGCUGACUGUGCUCCGCAUGGCUGUGCAGCAUCUCAAAUCUCUCAGAGGGGCCUCCAGCUCUUUUUCUGAAGCCAACUACAAGCCUUCGUUCCUGCCCGACGACGAGCUCAGACACCUCAUCCUCAGGGCCGCUGAUGGCUUCCUGUUUGUUGUGGGCUGUGAUCGUGGGAAAAUCCUCUUUGUGUCCGAAUCAGUAUCCAAGAUACUCAACUACAAUCGGACGGACCUGAUCGGACAGAGUUUGUUUGACUACGUCCACCCGAAGGACAUCGGCAAGGUGAAAGAGCAGCUGUCUUCCUCUGAGCUCUAUCCACGCGAACGCCUCAUAGAUGCCAAAACUGGCCUGCAGGUCCAGGCUGAGCUCCCUGUGGGGUCCGCUCGCCUGUGCUCCGGGGCCCGCAGGUCCUUCUUCUGCCGCAUGAAGUACAACCGGGUGGUGGUGAAGCUGGAGGACAAGGAGCCGCAGCCCAGCACCUCCAAGAGGAAAGAGUUGCAGAGGUACUGCGCGGUCCACUGCACGGGCUACCUGCGCAGUUGGCCCGCCAGCCAGCAGGGGGCGGAAGAGGGCGAGGGCGACGCCGAGCCUGAGAAGGAGGGCUUCCACUUCAGCUGCCUGGUGGCCAUCGGGCGGGUUCACCCCCUGACCGCGCCUCCCCUGACCGCGCCCCCCCUGACCACGCCCCAGCCCAACGGGGAGGUGCAGGUCAAGCCCACCGAGUUCGUCACACGGUACGCCAUGGAUGGGAAGUUCACCUUCGUGGAUCAGAGAGCCACCACCGUUCUGGGGUUCUUGCCUCAGGAGCUCCUGGGAACGUCCUGCUACGAGUACUUCCACCAGGACGACCUCCCGCACCUGGCUGAGCGACACAGAAAAGUUCUACGAAGCAAAGAGAAGAUUGAAACGAACCACUACAAGUUCAAAACAAAAUACGGCUCUUUUGUCACUCUGCAGAGCCAGUGGUUUAGUUUUAUAAAUCCAUGGACCAAAGAAGUAGAAUAUAUAGUAUCAACCAACACGGUCAUAUCCCGCACAGCGGCAUCAGGAGACAAGCUGGAGCAGCCGGGCGAGGCCAAGGCUUCAGAGGAAGACGCUAAGAAGGCCUUUUCUAUCAUUCCGGGAAUCCCCAGCAGCUGUGGCACCAUGAUUUACGCAGGGAGCAUCGGCACCCAAAUUGCUAAUGAGAUGCUGGACUUCAACAGGCUGAACUCCUCUCCGUCGAGUGGCACGGUCAGCCCCUUCAGUCUGGCCCAGGACAAGUCCCCGCUCACGCUCGCUCUGACCAGUAACACCGCCAAUGUGCUAAACGGAGACGUGACGGACCCCGAGCAUGCUGGGAAGUCGGGAUCGGAAGGAGAAGGUCCUUUAGCCUCGUGUUCCAGCAGCGACGUGAUGAUGGCAGGUGCGAGCGCCCACCUGGACCUGGACACGGUGGUCGGGCCGGGCCUCGGUAGCCUUAGCAACGACGAGGCGGCCAUGGCGGUGAUCAUGAGCCUGCUGGAGACCGACACCAACCUGGGCGAGGCGGUGGACUUCGACGAGAUGCACUGGGGCCGGAGCGCCGUUUCAGGGCCGCUUGCGCGAGGUUAGCGAGAAGGCCAGCCUGAGGACUGGAGACUCGCCCGCAGCGCCGGAGGAAAGAAGAGAAACCAGUGAAGAGACUCUGUACGGUUCAGACCGCUGCACCUCUCCUCCCCUCUCCCCGCUCUCAGAAACAGGCUGCGCCUCGCUGGUAAAAACCCUUCUGAGGUGGAACUGGGUGGGAUUUUACAGACUGAGUUCCCCCUCUUUCUCUGAGCCGAGUGAGGUCACUUCCUUCUAAAUGCAGUGCCCACCAACUGACUGAGUCUCUGCUGGCUCAGGAGGGCCUUUUUGUUUUUUUUUUUGUUUUUUCGCCUUGAUGGAUCUACACUUGAACUGAGGACGGCUGCGACUGACGUGCGUGCUCACUGAUGCUUACAUACGUGUUCUGUCGGUCACGCGUGUGUUGAGCCUGAGGCUGGGGGGAGAGAUGUCACAUGACCCCGUGGGCUCGGUGUCUGUCACUGAGGCGUCGCGGGCGAUCGAAGUGCCGGUCAGCCGCGGUGCUUUUCUCCCUGGACGUUUGGCGGAAGCGCGGCGGUUUGGGAGGGGCCGUGCAGUGACUUGGGCACAGAGGCCUCGCCCCGCCCCAGACCCAGCCCC
Messenger RNA from Anguilla anguilla (European eel), 3700 nucleotides. RefSeq names its product aryl hydrocarbon receptor nuclear translocator-like 2 (gene bmal2). Gene Ontology annotation, molecular function: protein dimerization activity; RNA polymerase II cis-regulatory region sequence-specific DNA binding; DNA-binding transcription factor activity, RNA polymerase II-specific. The transcript has 18 exons. NCBI's taxonomy places the organism in Eukaryota, Metazoa, Chordata, Actinopteri, Anguilliformes, Anguillidae. Gene Ontology annotation, cellular component: nucleus; aryl hydrocarbon receptor complex; transcription regulator complex. Gene Ontology annotation, biological process: regulation of transcription by RNA polymerase II. Bases 1136 to 3106 code for a protein of 656 amino acids. The record is from RefSeq and is a predicted model, not a curated record.